This is a messenger RNA of Cyprinodon variegatus (sheepshead minnow), 3488 nucleotides long. It is a transcript of the gene rxfp2a, whose product is annotated as relaxin/insulin-like family peptide receptor 2. Lineage: Eukaryota; Metazoa; Chordata; Actinopteri; Cyprinodontiformes; Cyprinodontidae. The transcript is spliced from 20 exons. The coding region runs from base 345 to 2582 and encodes 745 amino acids. Gene Ontology annotation, molecular function: G protein-coupled receptor activity; protein binding. Gene Ontology annotation, biological process: G protein-coupled receptor signaling pathway. The record is from RefSeq and is a predicted model, not a curated record. Gene Ontology annotation, cellular component: membrane.
AAACUGCGUGUCACAUUGUGGGAGAGAGAGUGUGAGUACAGCUGAGGGAGGAAAAGAGGAAGCGUGUCUGCUGUGGGCUCUGCUUUUUACGGAUGACUGGAUGUCGCUGUCUUUACGCACCGACUUGCUUUGUCUCUGCUCGGAUUCAAUUUAUCUCCUGAAGUUACUUAGUCCUAAAUGAGGGCUUCAUUCAAACGAAUCAGAUUAUUAGAAUUAAUAGUUUUAGGACGGAGCUGGACUUUAUAAUUGAUUUUUUUUUCUGUGGGUGUGGGUUUUUUUUCACGCGGAGGAGAAUAAAUCUGACUGAUCUGGGCGUUUCAGCAGAGAAAGUUCGGAACUGCAGGAUGGACGUACCUGUCCUCUUUUUCCUCAUCCACCUGACCCAGACUCAGAUUAAAGCCUUGGUGGCCAACCCUGUGAAGGAAGGGACGAGAUGCCCCCUUGGCCAGUUUCCAUGUGGCAACAUGAGUGAAUGCCUCCCUCAAGUUCUGCAGUGUAACGGGCACAGAGACUGUCCCAAUGGAGCAGACGAGAGGCUUUGUGGGGACAAUGUUGGUUUGGCAGACUUCAUUGGAGGAACCCUUCAGAACAAACCUGUAAUUCCUCCUGUUUUAAUCGAGUGUUACUUGGAGGAGUACCCAGAAAUGUGUGACUGCAUACAAACAGAUGUUGAUUGUGUGGAAGUUGACCUUGAGGAUGUCCCCCUGGUUUCUCCAAAUGUAACAUGGCUGUCUCUAAAGAGCAACAGGAUCAGAGUUCUGUCCGACUUUGUUUUCUCUGAAUACACUGCACUAGAGAGACUAUUCCUGCAAAAUAACACCCUUCAUUCCAUAUCAAAGCACGCCUUCCGUGGACUGUACAGUCUUAAAAAGUUGUUUCUGAGUGACAACUUGAUAUCCACCCUCAGUCCAGAUGUGUUUAGAGAUCUGAAUCAUUUAGAGUGGCUGAUAUUGGACCAUAACCCGGUUAACAGCUUGACCCAUGAGACCUUCUUUGGACUCCGUUCUCUAGUAUUUCUAUCGAUGGUGCGCACUUCGCUGCAGCAGCUCCCUCAUCCCAGCUUCUGUCAACACAUGCCUGCCCUGGACUGGCUAGAUCUUGAGGGAAACCAGAUUCAUACUCUUAACUAUUCCAUCCUGAAGACAUGCAGCAGACUUGAAGUCCUAUUACUCAUGGACAACAAGAUCACAAGAGUCCCUGAAAACACCUUCCAGUCUCUAUGGAAGCUUGCUGAACUAAACCUUUCUGGAAACAGGAUCAAUGAACUGCCAAAAAACACAUUCAAGAGCCUCUCCAAGUCCCUCCUGAAACUAAAUAUAUCCUACAAUCCCCUUCUCCGCAUUCAUCCAAGCCACUUCAAUAGCCUGACACAGCUUCAGUCUCUGGCUGUGGAGGGCAUUGAAAUCCCAGAUAUUCAGACAAAAAUGUUCCUUCCCAUGAAGAACCUCUCCCACAUCUAUUUUAAGAAGUUCCAGUACUGCUCCUAUGCCCCACAUGUGAGGUCCUGCAAACCCAACACAGAUGGCAUCUCUUCCUUUGAGGACCUGUUGGCGAACAUGGUGCUGCGAGUUUCUGUUUGGGUCAUGGCUUUCAUUACCUGCUUUGGUAAUCUCUUAGUCAUCGGCAUGAGAUCAUUGAUCCGUGCAGAGAACAACCUGCAUGCCGCCUGCAUCAAAGUCCUCUGCUGUGCAGACUGCCUUAUGGGGGUGUACCUGUUUUUCGUCGGAGUGUUUGAUGUGAAGUUUCGAGGGCAGUACAAUCGAAACGCCCUGCUAUGGAUGGAGAGUGUGGAGUGUCGCACCAUCGGCUUUCUAGCCAUGUUGUCCUCAGAGGUGUCUGUGCUUCUCCUGACAUACUUGACUCUAGAGAAGUUCCUGGUUAUUGUGUUCCCCUUCAGCAAUGUGCGACCUGGCAAACUCCAGACAGGGGUGAUCCUGUCUUCUAUCUGGCUGAUGGGCUUCAUCAUUGCCGCUGUGCCGCUUAUGAACGAAGACAUCUUUGGCAAUUACUACGGUCGGAACGGGGUCUGCUUCCCCCUCCACUCUGACAGGCAAGAGAAACCUACAGCCAAAGGAUAUUCCACCGGGAUUUUUCUGGGUCUCAAUCUGGUGGCGUUCCUUGUGAUCGUCUUCUCCUACACCAGCAUGUUCUAUUCCAUCUACAAAACUGGCAUCAAUGCAUCUGACCUGAGGAGCAGACUGCACAGAGAUGUAGCAGUGGCCAACAGAUUUUUCUUUAUAGUGUUCUCUGACGCCCUCUGCUGGAUUCCAAUAUUCUUAGUGAAGAUUCUCUCACUGCUGGAGAUGGAGAUACCAGACACCAUCUCCAGUUGGGUUGUCAUUUUCAUCCUUCCAAUCAACAGUGCCUUGAACCCCAUUCUGUACACCCUGACAACCAGCUUCUUCAGAGAGCAGGUGGAGCUCUUGCUCUGCCGUUGGCAAAGAAGACACCCCCUUAAGAAGGACCGCAAAAGCCUCACUUCCUCAACCAUCUUUGUGGAGACGGCGCGGUCGCAGGGCUGCCAGUCGCCUGCCUACCUCCAGCAGCUGUCGCUGGUCGAAGCAGACCCUCGCUAUGCCUGAGAAGACUUGUUAUUAAACUGUGCCAUUUUUUUUUUUUAAAAUAAACUACGGGUCAUUGGCCAAUUUUAUCGCCACAUUUUGAAGCUCUCACAUGACGACAGCACUGUUUUGAACUCUCUGAGGAGGAAAAGAUGUUAGUCACCAUGCUGUUUCACCAAACUCUGUCAUUUUUUUUUUUUUUAUCUCUUAUAUAUUUUGUCAUUUGUACAUAAAUAGCAGCACUUUCAGCUCACUGUAAAAAUGUCUUACUCAGAACCUCCUUAACAUGGGCAUAAGGAGCCAAGGCUUAACACCACCAAUGUUGCAUCUUGGAGGAGUUUCUGUUAUUUAAGCUUUGACAAUGUUUCCCAUGAAAAGGUUAAUGCAGUCGAUAACAUCCCGCAAUUGGAUUCCUAAUGUUACUUCAGUGUCGUCUGAUUGUAUUUAACGGGAGAUGUGGAACCAUAUUUGUUUUUUAUCUCGCAGUCGUAUACACUGUUCUCCAUUAAUAGACUAACCAACUGUUAAACACCUAUUGGGGAGCUUAAGGAAAUAUAAAAAAAACACAGAACAAAGACUUAUCACCUGUUUUUUUGUAAUUACAGUGUUACCAAACAACUUUUUCUUACCUACACAUUUUCUGUUCACAGAACUAAUGCAUACAUGAAAAAGCCAAAACCCAUUUUUGGGUAAACCGAUGAAAGAAUUUGACUUUCUACUUUAUGUAGCUCUGCAGUAAUUGAUGUUGUUCUAUGUGUUCUUGGGUUUACAUAUCUUUUAAGAGUUCAUGAUUAAACAGGGGUUUCUCAGUAGAUUAAAAGAGCAAAAUUGUUCAAAAUGUUUCAGGAAUUCAUUUCAAAAAUGAGACUCACAUUAUGUAAGUUAUUGUUGAUGAUCAUAACUUUACAGCUAAUCAAAACCCAUGUU